AUGAAGGCGUUCUUAUGCCUGUCGUACCUAGCGGCGUCUGUUUUAGCCGAGUUCACAAACCCCAACUGGAUUAACGGGAAGAGAUUUUGGUCCAAAGGCGAGGAGAUAACUAUCCGAUGGGACGACAAUUGGCCGAAUUGGGGUGACGGGCCUGUCGGCGACGAGUCUCUCCUUGAUCUCUGGAUUACAGGCUAUGCCAACGACGCAUUUGUGCGAAAACUACUUGAACUGGAUACGACCGAUGUGCGGCAAGGUGGGCAAUGGAACUGGACGGUCGAUGUCCCCGACGAUCGUGCCAACGGCAGUAAUCAUGUGUUUCGAUGGAAAGAGCAUCGCGACAAUGAUGUAUGGGACAACUAUUCGUGGGGAUAUCGGAGCAUGAUGUUUGCGGUAUCCAAAGCUGUUGAGCCUUCUUCAUCGUCAUCCACAACCACAUCGAACUCAGGAGCAGAGUCUACGGCUACCUCGAACAGCAUGACCACUUCGGACAACGACUUGUCAAGCCCACCCAGUGGAAUUCCAAGCCCCGAGAAUACACCGUCAGGCAACUAUAGAGCUUCGCGCGGUACAAGUCCAGGUGUUAUUGCAGGUGCGGUAGUUGGUAGUCUGGUCGGUCUAUUGGCUAUUGUCGCGGCUUUCGUUCUCGGUCUGAAGAGAGGGAAGAUAAGGGAGAAGGGCCAAGCAAUCAUCGAUGACUCUGGCGACAGGGUGCAGAAAGAUGCGCCUUCUUCUGCGACAGCAACGCCAGCACCGAUUGAGCAUAACAAAGGGCGCUACAAGACGAGCGAUUUGCCCGAGUGGGUUGCACCGAGAUGA
Molecule: messenger RNA, 816 nt
Organism: Alternaria conjuncta
Lineage: Eukaryota; Fungi; Ascomycota; Dothideomycetes; Pleosporales; Pleosporaceae
Exons: 2
Coding region: 1-816 (271 amino acids)
Source: RefSeq, a predicted model, not a curated record